This is a messenger RNA of Labrus mixtus (cuckoo wrasse), 2511 nucleotides long. RefSeq names its product proline rich 15 like a (gene prr15la). The record is from RefSeq and is a predicted model, not a curated record. The coding region runs from base 564 to 923 and encodes 119 amino acids. NCBI's taxonomy places the organism in Eukaryota, Metazoa, Chordata, Actinopteri, Labriformes, Labridae. The transcript has 2 exons.
CAGCGGGCAGGAGGACACAGACACACAGAGGAGAGAAAGAGGACGGGACGAGGACACAUAGAGGUUCAUGGAUGAGCAGAAUAACAAAAUCUCUUCCGGGCUCUGAAAUCUGUGACGUGAGUUUAACCUUUAACCUUCAGGAGACGAGUCAACAACAACAACAACAACGAGCUUCAUCAGCCUUCUCUCCCUCAUCGUAUCGAGUACUGACCUCUUUUGGUUCAGCCGUCGAUGACCGAAUGGAUCAAAGAUUCUCCUCUGUGAAGCAUCAGGGAUUCAGACAUCAGUUUCAGUUCUCCUGCCUGGUUUAUUAUUAACUCGCCCCAUUUGAAACUCAGACUUCUCAGAGUGAUAUUUCAGUUAACACGCUCACCGUCCGUCAACGGAGCGUCACAGAGGUCAACGGGACGGAGCGAGACAGACGCAGCUUCACAGACGCAGCUUCACAGAGCGGAUUCUUCUGAAUUCAGUCUGAGUUCUGGAGGAGGCCGAACAUCGAUCCUGACCGACAGCUGGAGAGAGAGAAACAUCUGCUUCAAACAGCCCUCCGUCACCUGUCCAUCAUGGCCGACCCGUCCCCCGGCUGGUGGAAGCUGACCUUCCUGAGGAGGAAAAAGUCUCAGCCUAAAGUUCUCUAUGAAAUCCCUGCAGAGUCCGUCUCUAACUCCUCCUCCUCUCAGCACGGGUCGAUCACCGCCACAGGAGCCACCGCCGCCGCCGCCAACCCAGAGGACCCCCAGCUGGACGCCCGACUGGAGAGAAUCGUGGACAAAACGACAGGCAGCCGGGGGCGCCAUGUGAAGGUGUCUCACUCCGGGAGGUUCAAGGAGAAGAAGAAGGUCAGAGCGACUCUGUCGGAGAACUCUCAGGUGUUUCCAGCGGGAGAACCAAUGAGAGACGAGAACCUGAGAGCCGGGAAGUGACAGGACACACAAACGCUUCAAAUGACCUUCAGGAUCUGAACUCUCUGGUGCUUUUUCAGCUGCUGACCAUCAGGGAUACAUUUUAAUCAUAAUAAUUAAUCAGAUUAUUAUUUUUUAAACUUUGAAUGUCGAGAAACAAAAGAGGAACAAUUUAAUAUCAGCAGGUGUCAGGUGGUUUCGAGACCGUUUUCUGAAGGCUCAGAAUCUAAAGCAUUUGUACUCAGUCUUGUCUCGCUCUCAGACUGGGCGGACUCUGGAUUUUAAAUCAAGACCGGUCUAGACCACCACUGACAGGCUAUUUUUACACAUCAUUCCUCUGACUGUAAAUGUCUCAGUCUUGGUCUCGGAGCACUCGGGUCUGUCUUAGGUCUGAGAACAAAGAAGCUCCAUUAAAGAUGAUUUUUUUUUUGUUUUGGAUUGCAUCAGACUCCUCAGGUGGUCACAAACACAGAAUAUGAAGUUUGAUUAGAAAGUUAGGAGCACUUUAUUUUAAUGAGUUUUAUAGAGGAUGACUUUGUGUUGGCCAGCAGGGGGCACAGUCUUCCUCAAACACUCCUUCACUCAAAAUAAUGAAAGAGUCUGAGGGCCACAUCAAGGGGAAGAUUUGGGGGAGAUUUUGUACAUUUUUUCAUUUUACAUAGCCUAUUUUAUACUUCAUUAAUGCUUGGGGGAAAAUUCUGGUUUACACUCUUUAGACCUGCUUCUCUCUCACAGACAGACCUGUGGACAUUAGUGGGGGAUGCUACACUGGGGGCUCAGUGUCUUCCUCAAUGGACACCUCUCCAGCUAACAGACCAACAUCCAUAUUUUUGUUUCUGCUCUCAUCAGGCGGAUGUCUGCUCUUCUGAUAGAACCUUUCAGAAUAAUAAUUUUAACCACAACCGGAUCUAAAUCGAGUUACACAUUUCAUAUCGUACAUGUAGAUUUGUUUUUCUUUACCCUGGCCUUAAUCCUCUGUCGUAUCACUGAAUUCAUUUUGUUUUGGUUUUGAUCUCAGAUUAAUGUGUCUGUGCUCCUAAACUCAUGAGACGUUGUGUAAAUAUUUAUGUUCUAUCAAUAAAUAUUUGUGAUUUUAAAAAUAGAUCAUUUUUUUAUCCAAAGCUUUAAAAGUGUAGAAUGAGCUGCGUAAAAUCACAUCCUGUCCUUUAAAUGUUUUUAAGAACUUUCAGAGCUGCUGUGUUCGGUUUUCACCACAAGAGGGCGCCACCACCCCCUCCUCAUUCAGAGAAGCUUCUGGGAGACGUUGGCGUCCUCUAGUGGCGAGAUGCUGCAUUACACAUUACACUCAGUUAAACAACAAUAUCCUGUAAACGGGUUUACUUGAGGGCGAGAUUCAGAAAAUAAAAACAUUAAAGUUUAAACUGUUAAAAAAGUGCAGAAGUAUUUUAUUCUGAUAUUGGAAAAUUUAAAGUUUUUUACUUUAAUUAAGUUUAUAUUUACAUAUUAAAAAGUGUCUUAAAAAAUCCCAGAGGUAAAGACUUUAAAAUGUAUUAUUUUUCAAGACAAUAUUUGACUUUCAGGCCUCAGUAAAAAAUAAAAAGUACUGAUUCAAUUUGUGAUUAUUUGACAUUAAAGAUGACAUAUCCUC